CUCUCUCAUUACGUUUGGAGCACAGUGAUAAAAUGGACAACGCUAAACAACAAUUGUUUCUACCAUUGAAGAUGAAAUUAUAAAUAAUUGAUCAAAUAAUUUUAAUAAUUAUUUUUAUGAAUGAAGAAUUCGCUCAAUAUUUCAACGUCGUACAUUGUGUUAAUUUAACAGUGGUGUUUUAACUAAUAGAUAAUUGAUAGUAAUAGUCCUACAUAAUGCGGUGAUAAAACGAGAACGUUUUUAAUUCCUGUGAGACUUUUUAUUAAUGUGCUACUGGACAAUUUUUAUUAACAAUUCAAUUUUUGCUCAAUUAAAAUGCAAUUCUAUUUAGAGUAAAGAUUAUUUUUACUGUUAAGGUUCAAAGGUCUCUUCUACGUUACGCAUAUUAUAUACAUUAUUAUAUUUUAUUGUUUUUAUUUUAAUUUCAAAGCUUAAAACGAGAAAAAUGAGCCAGUUUCAAAGUACUCAAAUGAUAACCGUUGCUCUAGGAGCAACAAUUGGAGUAAUUGGUGCUGCUAGUUUAUUUAUUUAUCAAAAAAUUAUGGAACACAGGGAACGAGAACAAUUAUUAGAUAACAUAGAAAGUGUUAAUAAAAGGGUAUCUGAACUUCAAAUAGCAUUGGAAAAUUUAAGAGCCCAACAAGAACAAAAACGAAGUAGAAGAUUAAUCAGAAAAAGAGUGACUUCACAGAAUAGUUUUUAUGAAUCUGCUGCCACAGAUAAUGAAGUGGAUGCCAUUUCUGCUACUGAAACUGAUGUUGAUGAUGAAUUUUAUGAUUGCUCAGAUGAUGAAGUUAUUGCUGAAGAUUUAGAGAAUGGGAAAGGAGUAAUAAUGCAAUUGUCACGAGAUCUCAAUGCAUUAGAUGAGAAAAUUGAGAAUGGACAGUACGAAGAAGCUUUAUCUGAUCUUCGAUCUUUAGUCACUUGGCAUGAAAAUAAUAUUGAAGUGGUUUGGAGAUUAGCUAGAGCUUAUGUUAAAAAUGCUUCAGAUUUAACUGAUAAUAAACGCCGAGAAGAAUUGCUUCAAGAAGGUAUCAAAGCAUGCGAACAAUUUCUAGACGAAGAGCACGCAGAUUUGCACAAAUGGUAUGCCAUGUUAGUUGGUUCUCGUACGGAAUACCUGCCUAACAAAGAGAAACUUUUAGCCGGAAAGACAUUUGAAAAGCACGUACGAUUAGCCCUAAAAUUACGGCCUGAAGAUCCAAUCUUAAAUCAUCUAUUAGGAAGAUUUCAAUAUUCAGUAUUAGAAUUGAAUUGGAUUCAGCGAAAGAUUUGCGAAACAUUGUUUGGUGAAACGCCUAAUGCUACCUUCGAUGAAGCAAUAGAGAAUUUGGAGAAGGCAGAAAUGUAUGCAAAGAAACCUGAUAUUGAAAAUAAAUAUUAUCUAGGUCAAUCUUACUUAAAAGUUAAGCAAUACAAAAAAGGUGUUGAAGUUUUAAAAGAACUUUUAAACCUUCAGCCACGUAAUAAAAAGGAAGAAUCAAUGCGAUCUGAAGCAGCUAAUCUCGUCUCAACGUAUUCAAAUUUCUCGUGAUACUUAUAAAUGAAUACUUAAUUGAUAAAAAAAAAAAAAA
Molecule: messenger RNA, 1574 nt
Organism: Chelonus insularis
Lineage: Eukaryota; Metazoa; Arthropoda; Insecta; Hymenoptera; Braconidae
Product: regulator of microtubule dynamics protein 1-like
Exons: 6
Coding region: 446-1534 (362 amino acids)
Cellular component (GO): mitochondrion; mitotic spindle pole; spindle microtubule
Molecular function (GO): microtubule binding
Source: RefSeq, a predicted model, not a curated record